Molecule: messenger RNA, 3414 nt
Organism: Cervus elaphus (red deer)
Lineage: Eukaryota; Metazoa; Chordata; Mammalia; Artiodactyla; Cervidae
Gene: SUB1
Product: SUB1 regulator of transcription
Exons: 5
Coding region: 104-487 (127 amino acids)
Biological process (GO): positive regulation of transcription initiation by RNA polymerase II
Cellular component (GO): transcription regulator complex; nucleus
Molecular function (GO): DNA binding; transcription coactivator activity
Source: RefSeq, a predicted model, not a curated record
UCUCAGUGGGGCGGGGCCGGCGUCUCUCUGCUGUCGUCACUUCCGUUUCUCUGUCAGUCGCUACUGAGCGAGCUGGAGGCAGUUUGGCUACUGGAGCGGAGCAAUGCCUAAGUCAAAGGAACUUGUUUCUUCAAGCUCUUCUGGUAGCGAUUCUGACAGUGAAGUUGACAAAAAGCUAAAGAGGAAAAAGCAAGUUGCUCCAGAAAAACCUGUAAAAAAGCAAAAAACUGGUGAGACCUCCAGAGCAUUGUCAUCCUCCAAGCAGAGCAGCAGCAGCAGAGAUGAUAACAUGUUUCAGAUUGGGAAAAUGAGGUAUGUUAGUGUUCGGGACUUUAAAGGGAAAGUCUUAAUUGAUAUUAGAGAAUAUUGGAUGGAUCCAGAAGGUGAAAUGAAACCAGGAAGAAAAGGUAUAUCUUUAAAUCCUGAACAAUGGAGCCAGCUGAAGGAACAGAUUUCUGACAUUGAUGAUGCAGUAAGAAAACUGUAAAAUCAGAGCCAUAUAAAACCUGUACUGUUCUAGUUGUUUUAAUCUGUCUUUUUACAUUGGCUUUUGUUUUCUAAACAUUGUUUUCCAAGCUGUUGUAUAUUUGGAUUGCAGAACAAUUUGUAAGAUGAAUACUUUUUUUUAAAUGUGCAUUAUUAAAAAUGUUCUGAGUGAAGCUAAUUGUCAGUUUUAUUAAGGAGGAUUGCUUUUGUGUCCACCACCUAGUGUAAAAUAAAAUCAAGUAAUACAAUCUUAACUGUUGUGGCCUUCUUUGAUCAGAAGAGUUGAUACUGUUUAAGGCCAAAAAUAACAGUUUAUCUACCUUUUAGUUUCAGCUCAGCCUUUCCAUUCAAAAGGGUUUGCUUUGCAUUGAAUUUAUAAACUUUUGAUUUGUGAAAUUCAUAGUUGAUCUGUUCUAAUCAGAUGUCUGGACUUGUUUGAUUUUUUUUUCCCUGAUCUCGGUGAUAUUUCACUUUCCCCCUUUUUCUUCCCUUCUGUUUCCUUCUAAGAACUAUCUUGUCAUGUUCAAUUUUCAUUUUGCCUUUGCUCUUUCUCUCGAAUAUGUUGUGCUAAUUUGGAAAGUCUGAAACUGUCAAAAUGUUAGUUAUCUCAAUAAGGUACUUGUAAGUAAAAUAUAUGAGAACUACAAUCACUAAUUCUACUGUAUUAAGUAUUAGGAGAUAUAGUUUGAUAAACAACAUGGCUUGUUUGAAAACUCCGAGCAAGUAAAUGUAUGUCAUUACCUGUAGUAUUCUGUGUAGUUGUUAUCUUAUUGCUUAGUCUGCAGAAAAUAAUAACUUAGGUGUCUGAUUUGCUUUCACUUAUUAUACAUACUCACCCUGGGAUGAUGUCUAUAAAAUCAGAUAUUGUUACAUUAGACUAGGAUUUAAUAAAAAUUAUGAAAGCUUACUGGCCUAACAUUUUAUUUUAUAGCAUUGAGUAUGGAUUAUGGACAGCCAGAGAUAUCACUGAGCUUAACUGUCAUAGUAAAUGUCAGUUUUUAGGGGAAAGAGCAUAUUGAGCACAUAUUUGUGAUUUUUGGCCUUUGCUUCAGUAGACUUGGUUCUUUUGCAGUUCAUCUACUGGACAAUGGCGUUCUAGACUUAAUGUUACUAAGUUUUAGCAGGCACUCUGAAUUGAUUUUCAUUGAGCCAUAAUGAUGAAGCAGAAAUAGGCUGAGGCACAGAUUUCAGGGGUUUUGUAGCAAUAAGUAGGGCAUGGUGUGCCUUAGAAUGUAAAGGAACUGUAACAGAUUAAGGCAGCAGUGAAGAGGAAGGAAUUCUCUUCACUCUAGAUGAUGACAUACUGAUAUUUUAAUCACAUUGACAGGACAUAGUUCUAGAUAGAACAGUAAAAAGAAAGAUUUAAAGAUGUGAAAAAUUGUUUCUGACAUUUGGUAGCAAAUCACAAAUGGUUACUGCCAUAUCAGAGAGUUGCACUAUAAUACCAAGUUUGAUUAUUACGUCUAAAACAUUUUAUAGUAGAAUUGUCAAGGACUUAUUUCAAAACCAUCUGCCAGGCCACAUGGAGUUACUAGUUUUUUUUUCUGGCAGCUAUGUUUCUUUGACAUUUUUAAGAUUUUUUUUAGAAAUGUUUUUAAGCAGUAACCCUAAUAUGUGCAUUAAUUGAGGAAAUAAAUCCUCCUUUCUGAUAUUUUAGCCUAUAUCACAUAAUAGGUACCAAAGUGUUCAGAAUACGUAUUUUAGACAAAUCAUACUUGUUUGAAAACUUCCCCCUCAUUUGGGAACAUAGUAACUGAAUUGGGUAGAUUUAUAAAGAUUCUUUAUUAUAUAUACAGAAAGAGUAGUUAGAACACAUAACUAUGAUUUUGGUAUAAAUGAAAAGGGAAUAAUGGGCAACUUUCCUAGGUUUAUGUGAAAGUAGGAGGUACAUGCAUAUUGAAACAAUCUGCUAGUACAGAGAUGGUGCUGAAAUCUGUUACCUAGGCAUUUUCUAGCUGUUUAACAUUGUCAUUAACACUUUCACCUAAGGAGUGUUUCUCUGGCACAUUUUUGGUAAGGUUCUUGGUAAAUUCAUUUCGAUAUAUUACUGAAUAUAUAAUAUACAGAAAUUAUCAGUCUCUUGUGUGUUUAGAAAGGGAUGAGAACUAGGUUAAAAGAAGAGAAAAUAACUUGUGCUGGAAAGAAAAGAUAGGGUAAUGUUUUUUGUUUCAACUUUAGCUUCUUGGUAAGAUUUCUUCCAGGAAGAAAGUAUGGCAUUUUGAGGCAAUGGUUUCUUACCUGGUAAGGCCAAAAUUAAUUGAAUUCAUGCCAGCCCUUGAACGUGUGCAGUAGCAGGGGCUCUCUAAUGAGUUUUUCUUCUGUGUCUUUUUAAACUACAGGUAGCAUCUGACCAAUUUUCAGGGCUCUUGGCAUUUUAUUUAAAGAACAACCUCUAGAAAAAAAACUCUUAAUUUUCUUCUUCUUUUGCUUCAUAAAUGCCUAAGAACUUCUUUUGAAAGAAGAAUGCUCCUACCUCAUUAGCCAGUCAAAAUGCUGUGAUGAUCAGCUUAUUCUACAUGAUGUGUUUAGGAAGAGAGGAAAAAGUGUACAUCCUGGCUUGGCUAUUGAGGGGAAAAGUGAAAGAACUGAGUAUUAAUUAUUAUGCGUUCCUGAUGGGGGUAUAUUAGAAGAGUACUAUAAAAUUCUGAAAUUUAAAAGCGCUAAUACUUAGGAUGUCUCCUGAAAUUAUUUGCAACUCACUUUUUAUGGAAAUUCAGAGAAACACUCAAAACACUUUUUUCUUUUUUAAAGUGGUGUUUUUCUAGGUAAACUCUAGUGGUAAACAUUCACAUGGUUAACAAAUAUGUAAUUCUGUACUUGUGGAAUACCUGUCUGCUUUGUUUGGUACAUCUUCCAUGGAGAUGUCGAUGAAUAUAAUACUGCAUCUGUGAAAAUAUUUUAAAUGUUGAAAUAAAAACAAGAAAUGUG